This is a messenger RNA of Daucus carota subsp. sativus, 1049 nucleotides long. Its product is annotated as ER lumen protein-retaining receptor A. The transcript is spliced from 6 exons. Gene Ontology annotation, molecular function: ER lumen protein retrieval receptor activity. Gene Ontology annotation, cellular component: cis-Golgi network; membrane; endoplasmic reticulum. NCBI's taxonomy places the organism in Eukaryota, Viridiplantae, Streptophyta, Magnoliopsida, Apiales, Apiaceae. Gene Ontology annotation, biological process: endoplasmic reticulum to Golgi vesicle-mediated transport; protein retention in ER lumen. The coding region runs from base 135 to 782 and encodes 215 amino acids. The record is from RefSeq and is a predicted model, not a curated record.
ACGUGUCCCAUUGCCAAGUCAUCAUCUCUCUCCUCCCGUGUCCAAAAUAAACCCCUUUCCUUCUUUCCCUGUUAUUUUUUCAUUCAAUAUAUUUUUCUAGGGCACAAAAAUCGAUCAAUUUCAGUGAAGCAGCCAUGAAUAUCUUCCGAUUCGCCGGCGACAUGACUCAUUUGAUCAGUAUUCUCGUUCUUCUCCUCAAAAUCUACGCCACCAAAUCAUGCGCAGGGAUUUCGCUGAAGACUCAGGAGUUGUAUGCUUUGGUGUUUGUGACUCGGUACCUUGAUUUGUUCACGGAUUUCAUCUCAGUGUAUAAUUCUGUGAUGAAAGUGGUGUUUAUCUUGACCUCAUCGGCCAUUGUUUGGUGCAUGCGACGGCAUCGGAUUGUUAAGCGCUCCUAUGAUCAAGCACUGGACACGUUUCGCCAUCUAUUUUUGGUGUUGGGGUGCUUGGUGUUGGCAUUAAUAGUUCACGACAAAUUCACUUUCCAGGAGGUCUUUUGGGCAUUCUCUAUAUACUUGGAGGCUGUAGCUAUCCUUCCGCAGCUGGUUCUUUUGCAAAGAAGUGGAAAUGUGGACAAUUUGACUGGUCAAUAUGUUUUCUUUCUUGGGGCCUAUAGAGCAUUCUACAUUCUCAACUGGAUUUACCGUUAUCUUACAGAGCAACAUUUCAGGCUUUGGAUAUCUUGCAUUUCCGGUCUUGUCCAAACUGCCUUGUAUGCUGAUUUCUUCUACUAUUACUAUAUCAGUUGGAAAAACAACUCUAAGCUUCAACUGCCAUCGUAAGAUGACCAAGGGUGUGAUGGAAGCUCAAAUGUCGCCGUCCUUACACCGUCUGACAUGCAUUUAUAUUGGUUUUGCUGAUGUUUUAUGGAGUUGUAAUCUCAGUGAUACAACAGCUGGGUAGAAGUUAGUUUUGAGCACACAUGAACUUACCUUUGCUCAGAAUCUUUGACUGAAUACCCAUGGUCAUAUUAGAUAGGUAUAGUUGACUGGGUCAAACCUUAUAACAUGUAAAAACACUAUUAAAAGCUCAAAAUGUUUAUUGUCAUA